Aspergillus vadensis CBS 113365 is the source of this 872-nucleotide messenger RNA. RefSeq lists its product as uncharacterized. NCBI's taxonomy places the organism in Eukaryota, Fungi, Ascomycota, Eurotiomycetes, Eurotiales, Aspergillaceae. The transcript has a single exon. The record is from RefSeq and is a predicted model, not a curated record. The coding region runs from base 166 to 549 and encodes 127 amino acids.
CGCGCCCAGGAGCUUGCAGGUUUCACCAUCUCCUUAGUGCCAUUUUGAAUUCCCUCCAUUCCCAGCCCCGCCCUCCGAUGCGAUGGUAUCAUUUGCUCUGACACCUAGGAUACCAGCACUCGGCGAACCGCCAGCUCGUUACAGAGUUCUCCAAACGAGCGCUGAAUGCCACACACUUGGAGCCGGCCUCGUCAUCGCCUAUCAGAAUCGGCUCCUGUUCCAAACCUCGUGGUCUCGUGGCCAGGAACGCCUGAGGCCGAUCCACGUUCUCAGCUUGAGUCCAACAUCGGCGCCAGUACGCCCAAUGGAUAUGGCAGUAUAGCCGUCGAACCUGAAGAUCAUGUUAAAGCAAUGGCAGUCAACUGUCCUAAGGAGACUGGAGGAGGCAAUCCCUGUACUGAUAGCUCUAAGUCCCAUGGAGGACGUCUGGAUGUCCAGUGGUUGCCGCCGACAUGGAAUGGUGAUGGCAGGCAGCUUGUCUUUUACUCCAGUGGGCUUAUCGAUGUAUGGAAACUGCGUAUCCAAGGAUAUUUGAUACUGGGCAAGUAAUUUCUUCUGACUUGUGCCAGAGAAUCGUGGAAGGGUUUCGGGUGUUCGCUAUAAGGGCUCCGAGAACCAGGCGCAUGGCAACCAUUAUAUCGCAAGCUGGUAUAACAGUUCAAGACUGAGUGUCGCUAUGCGGGAGGGUGGAAGAUCCUUCCAACCUGCUCCAUCAGCCCAUAUCACAAUCUCAUCACACCGUUCCUUGGGUGCCCCACCGGAACGAAAGAUACCCGAGAGGUGAUCGUCCAGUUUCAUGUGUCAACUCAGGCACAUUUACAUUGUUUAUGAAGGGUUGCCAUCGCUGUCUCUAUUGUAAAGCGAUAUCUAUU